GGGACCCUCCCUGGGACGCCGCAAACACUGCUUCGCCCCCCGCCCGCGCUAUCUUCGCCUACUACCCGCGUCUCCCCUCCGCCAGCUGAACUAGAGCUGCUACAGCACCCUGAUGCCGACGAGCGCUGGCGGCGGGCCAAGGAGAUAUUCGCUUAUCUACAGAGAGAGAGGAAGGCUUCAGAUCAGCGAGAACAGCGCCUGCGGGAGGCCGCUACGCGUACUCUACAACUGCAGGCGGAGCAGACAGAGUUCGAACGAGCCAGGAGACGUCCCGCGGCCACAUGGUUUAUCAAUUUAACCAGGGCCACCCGCCACCGCAACCAUUCAGUGUUGAUGAUAUUGUAGCAGUAACAGUGCCUCCUGAGGACCGCCAGGGCUCCAUGCAGGCGGUGAUUGGUGUGAUCCAUGAAGCAGUAGGCACUGGGUAUCGUGUCAAAACACCUCUUGGCAUCAUAUCUCGGUGUUUUCCUCCACAUUCGCUCACCCUGCUAGAUAUCUCACAACGUCCUGAUCAGCUUGAUACACCCGAAGCGAACAGCUCAGUAACACUACGCAGUGUUGCUCGCAAGACUGGUCUUUCAAUAGGUGUUAUUAGUGCUCGCUGCGGGUGCAGAGGAGCCUGUGCCAACAACAAGUGUGCCUACCACCGGGCGGGGACUGAAUGUACCGGUAGUUGCCAUAGGGGCACACCGUGUUCGAAUCAACCGCAGCAGGGUAAGUCCUCUACUGCUACUACUGCUGCUGCAGGCGGAGCAACACGCGGAGCAACACGCGGAGGACGUGGCAGGCGUAGUAGGCGUGGCGGGCGUGGCGGGCGUGGAGGAGGACCCUCUACUGCAGAGGCACCUGCUACUGCAGAGGGACCUGCUACUGCAGAGGUAUCUACUACUAUAGAGGGACGCGGAGGACGCCGAGGACGCGGUAGGCGCGUAAGACGAGGCAGUAGGGUGGCCCGGGACGGUGGUAUCACGCGUUCGGGGCGGGUGAGCAGGCUAACAGCGCUCGCGCGCGGUGACGAUUGAUUGAGAUACCUUGGCGGACUUGUAUAAGGUUCGUGAUAGUUAGUAGUCUUCACUUUCUCCGAUAUUCCCCGAAAAAAUUGGUGUAAAAUAGCGGGGAACAGCGGGGAACGAGGAAUUAAACUAACUCGCCGAACCUUGCGGAGGUGCUCACGUAGUACUGCUAAAUCUAAUACAAUUCGGGUGCACGUCCCACUAAACAC
Aplosporella prunicola CBS 121167 is the source of this 1222-nucleotide messenger RNA. RefSeq lists its product as uncharacterized. The transcript is spliced from 2 exons. The record is from RefSeq and is a predicted model, not a curated record. The coding region runs from base 282 to 1022 and encodes 246 amino acids. Lineage: Eukaryota; Fungi; Ascomycota; Dothideomycetes; Botryosphaeriales; Aplosporellaceae.